This is a messenger RNA of Diabrotica virgifera virgifera (western corn rootworm), 1570 nucleotides long. RefSeq names its product ankyrin-3-like. Bases 127 to 1557 code for a protein of 476 amino acids. Lineage: Eukaryota; Metazoa; Arthropoda; Insecta; Coleoptera; Chrysomelidae. Gene Ontology annotation, cellular component: ciliary inversin compartment. The transcript is spliced from 2 exons. Gene Ontology annotation, molecular function: protein binding. Gene Ontology annotation, biological process: protein localization to ciliary inversin compartment. The record is from RefSeq and is a predicted model, not a curated record.
UUUAAUUUUCCGAUAAAGUGCUUAUAAAGCAUAAAGCGUUUGUAUUUGGUAAUCUGGUUUAUACAUAAUCUGUAAUUAUAAAAAACACGAAAAGUUUUACAUCAUACAUAAGUUUUUAAUAUUAUUAUGGAGAAUUGGAUUCCACUGGAAGUAGGUUUCGUUGAUUCCGAUACGGCACUACGUAUAGCUGCAAAAUUCAAACACCUAGAAAUAGCCAAAUAUUUGUUGGCACACGGUGCAGAUGUAAACGCAAUCGAAGCUGAGAGGUGCUGGAGUCCUUUACAUAUCGCUACUGAAAAUAAUGAUAUUGAAAUGAUUCGAUUAUUCACAGAAGCUGGAGCAAAUAUGCAGUGUCGUACUCUGUAUUAUGGAAAUAUGCCAGUUCAUGUUGCAGCUUACCUUGGAUAUAAAGAAAUUAUAAAAUAUUUUAUAGAACAGGGGAUAUAUGUAGAUAUUACGAAUACGUUCAAAAUGACGCCUCUUCAAAUAGCUGCCCGUAAUGGCCACUGCGAAGUUGUAGACUAUUUGCUGUUAAAUAAUGCUAACGUGCAUUUAAGAGGUGAAGAGAAUAAAGGUUCAAUUCAUUAUGCUGUUUUAGGAGGGAAUGCUAAAAUAGUUCAUAGACUUAUAGAAAAAGGAGUUGAUAUAAAUAUUUCUGAUAGCAAUACUGUCACUCCUUUACUUCAAGCUUGCAAACAGGGGUGUGUAGAAAUUGUCCAGUUACUGUUAGAAAACGGUGCAGACGUGGAUUUCCAUACAAAUAAAGGAUAUACCCUACUACAUAUAGCUUGUAUGUAUCAUAGACUUGGCAUGGUUAAAUUUUUGCUUGAAAAUGGUGCGAAAGUUAACAAAAAAACUAUUGAAAAAACUACUCCAUUAUAUUUUGCUCUCUCCGGCACUCGGAAAAAUAAAUGCCCAUCCUGGGAGAUUGCAGAAUUAUUAAUUCUAAAUGGAGCUGAUUUACAACAGGCUGAAUAUAAAGGCAAUUGUCCUUUACUGACAGUUUUAAGAAAUUCGUUGUUGACUUCUUUACGCGAUCUGCAAUAUGAGGCUAAUCUGCACAAAUAUGAGGCUGCUGCAAAAGUAAUAAUCAAAUACAACGUGUUAAUUUACAAUCCCGUCGAAACAUGUCUUCCAUAUAAAUGGUUUUGGUGUCGUGACUUUAAAGAAUUAGAGCAAUACUAUAAUGACUGCCAAAAUGAAAUAAAAAGUAUGAUGCGGGUGGUAAUAAAGAAUACUACUGUCUCAUUGUAUCAAUUAAUUUGUGAGUCCAAUAAAGGUGACGCGUUUGUUAAAUAUCUACGUAACGACAAUAUUAAAAACGAGUUACAAAAUAUUGAAGAUUAUCUUAAAGACUUUUUGAUAUAUCGUAAUAUUAAGCCAUUAGUACAACUUAGGGUUAAGGAAGGCUUUAAAAAAGUGGAAUUACUUAGAGACUCUGACUUAAUAAUGAAAAAAAUUGCGCCUCAGUUACCAUUCGAAAUCAGAUAUACAAUAUUGGAAUACCUAAACAUGACUGAUCUUAAAACUGUGAUUAAAUUAGAUUUAUUCAAAUAAAAAUGAAUUUGUU